AUGAUGAUAAUCCUUUUACUAGUUUAUCUUGCAGAAAGCACUUGCCCAGCAAUUAUGUGCAACUCACUUGAAACUGGAGCUGUAGCUCUGGACAGUGAUGGAUCUGUCUAUGUAAAUUUUUACGGCUGCCCAGUAGGAACGUAUGGAUCAGUGGAGUCUUUGAUGUCAUGAUUCAAAAACAAUGGUACAGUUUUAUUUUGCCACACUCUUGAUACGCCAUCAUUAGAUUCUUCUGAAUCUAUUGACUGUCUUACAUUCCCUGGAGAGGAGCUUUUGGCUGAUACUGUGUAUCCAAAAAGAUGCAACUCUUCAACUGAUUGCUUAUUAAAAGAUGGAGGUUAUGUAGACUGCUUAUGCGGACUAGAUGGAUAUUCCUAUUGUAUGCCUGGCUGGGGAGCUGAUGUUUUUGAUGGAUAUUGGGAGUAUUGUGAUAAACAUCAUAACAAAACGCCACAGACAUAUUGACAGUACUAUAAGGAUUUACACACUUAUUACAACUACUGGAUAAUGGCUCCAAGUUGCGCCCAAACAACUUUUAUUGAAUUUGUUACUCUGCAAGCAGGCUUGCCGAAUUCUGGAUUAUACAUUAUCAUUAGUUAUGGGAUACUAAUUACAAGUCUGCUAUCUUAA
Blepharisma stoltei is the source of this 630-nucleotide messenger RNA. The record is from the annotation of a GenBank genome assembly. Lineage: Eukaryota; Ciliophora; Heterotrichea; Heterotrichida; Blepharismidae.